This is a messenger RNA of Bipolaris maydis ATCC 48331, 783 nucleotides long. The record is from RefSeq and is a predicted model, not a curated record. Lineage: Eukaryota; Fungi; Ascomycota; Dothideomycetes; Pleosporales; Pleosporaceae.
AUGCGCAACCUCAUCUCCGGCCCCGGCGUCCUCUUCGUUCGCUCCCGUAUCUCACCCAAAUCCCACCCCACCCUCUCCGAAUCCACCUUCCUCACCUGGUACGACACCGAGCAUAUCCCCGAAGUUCUCUCCACCCACAAUGUCAGCAGCGCCUUCCGCUACGUCGACGUCUCCAAAACAUCUCCCAUCGGCGACUCGCAAAACCGAACCCCGUUUUUGACAUGCUACCCCAUGUCUGAUAUAGCUUUCACGCAAAGCGAAGCGUUUAGAGCGAUUAGCGUGAAGAGUGAGAAGUUACCAGGGACUGGGGUGAUAUACGAUCUUGCGGAUUUCGAGAUUAGUUAUUUGGGGUUUUUGGGAGCGACGCCGAGAAAGGGAGAUGGGCGAGCGAAGUUUAUGAUUACGUAUGGGGUUAGACCGGAGGAGGAGCCUGGACAGGAUAAGGUUGUGGCGUUUUUGGAGAAGCAAACGGCUGUGAUAUCGGAAGCACAGCAUUAUAUUCGUACGCUGCAUUUCAAGUUGUUGUAUGCGAGGACGAAUGCGCAGUCUCGCGCUCUGAAGGGUUUACCUACUACCGAUGAGCCGCAUUUUGAGCCGCCGACUUGGUUGGCUAUACAUGAGUUUUCCGAGUUUCCCGAGGAGUCGUUGCUAGAGAAUGUCAAGAGUGAUUCAAAGACGAUCUUGAAUGAGCCAGGAAAUGCUGAAGGAUGGGGGAAGACGGAGAGUGAAAUGCAUGUUUGGAAAGUAGAAACCGUUCAUGGGGAAGGCAAGUUAUUUGAUUGA